Hibiscus syriacus is the source of this 1038-nucleotide messenger RNA. RefSeq lists its product as uncharacterized. The record is from RefSeq and is a predicted model, not a curated record. Lineage: Eukaryota; Viridiplantae; Streptophyta; Magnoliopsida; Malvales; Malvaceae. Bases 238 to 651 code for a protein of 137 amino acids. The transcript is spliced from 5 exons.
UUCUUUUCUAUAGCUUUUUAUUUGAUGUUUGAUCUUAGUUGUUUUUGGUUAAAUGUAUUUCCUUGUUUCAGACAACAUUAAUAAUCUUUGCUUCUUAAAUCCUUUUACUUGAGCAUAUACAUAAUAUUUAUAUGUCUGUUUAUGUAAUAAUCUUUUUCUUUCCUUUGUAAUACCCUGGAAAAUUGAAAUUGGCAAACAGACCAAUUGAUCUUGACGUUGAAGGUAUGGAGUAGAGGCAUGGUGUUACUUUUAUUCUCUCGUAAAAGUAAUCAUUUUUUGUCUUCAUGUGCUCUAGUUGCAUAUUGCUGCAGGACUAUACAAAAGGCAGUUAGCAAGGGACCAAUUGAACUUGAUUCUGAAUUAACAGAACUGCAAUCUUUACAAAACAGAAAUACUUGGAAAAAGAGAAAGAUCGAUGGACCAAUUGACGUUGAUGCUAAAGAAAGACUUGGAAAAAGAGAAAGAUCGAUGGACCAAUUGACGUUGAUGCUAAAGCUUUACAAAACAGAAAGACUUGGAAAAAGAGAAAGAUCGAUGGACCAAUUGACGUUGAUGCUAAAGCUUUACAAAAUCGCAAGACUUGGAAAAGAAAAGAUCGAUUUACUAAUUGACGUUGAUGCUAAACGUACAUGGAAUCAGUUUACAUCUUAGGUGUUGUUAUUGAAGCUUCUAAUGUUCUUCAUUUAACUUUGUAAAAGCGCAACCAAACAAGACUACUGAAAAUCAAAGCGCAUUUCCUACAUACUGUUCCAUGCAAUAUUUUUCUUGAAGCUCUAAGGUAUAGGUGCCUACCCUUAAUAUAUCUAGAACAAUAAAAUCAAAUGGGCAACAUGCUUUAGGCUGCAGCCAUAUGUGAUAACUGCAUAUACGAGUCUAUCUCCAGCCACUUUCUUCAUGGUUCUUGCUCUGUUAUGGCCAUUUACUAUGUAGCAACCAGUCUAUUCAGGUCAUCUGAUGAUCACAACCAUCAACGAUCCAGGGCUUUCGAGGAGCAGCAGAUGGAGCCGCUUCCAUCACCGUUCAGCGCAGCGAGAUUUU